Malassezia japonica is the source of this 2535-nucleotide messenger RNA. RefSeq names its product Ribosome biogenesis protein erb1 (gene ERB1). The coding region runs from base 1 to 2535 and encodes 844 amino acids. NCBI's taxonomy places the organism in Eukaryota, Fungi, Basidiomycota, Malasseziomycetes, Malasseziales, Malasseziaceae. The transcript has 2 exons. Gene Ontology annotation, cellular component: PeBoW complex; preribosome, large subunit precursor. Gene Ontology annotation, molecular function: protein binding; ribonucleoprotein complex binding. The record is from RefSeq and is a predicted model, not a curated record. Gene Ontology annotation, biological process: ribosome biogenesis; maturation of LSU-rRNA from tricistronic rRNA transcript (SSU-rRNA, 5.8S rRNA, LSU-rRNA).
AUGUCACUGUCGCGGCGUGCAUCGGUGCCGAGCCGGAAGCGCGCGACGCCGGGAGCGGCGCCUGUGCGGACGCAGCGCGUGGAGCGUGAGCCGGCGCUGGAGAAGCUUGCCGAAGGAGCGCUUCAGCUCGACGACGACGAGGAGGGAGACGAAGACGAGGAGGAGGACGACGAGGAGCACGAGUUUCCCGAGCUCGACGUCGAGGAGGAUGACGAAGAGGACGAGGACGAGGAGGACGAGGAGGAAGAGGACGAAGACGAAGACGAGGAGGGAUUCGACUCGGACGAUAUCGACAACUGGGACGACUCGGACGACAAAGUCCACGGCGAUGUCGCAGCCACGGUCGGUGAUCUGGAGGAUGCCGAGGAAGGCGAUGCGGCGCUUGCGCGCAUGAUUGCGCGCGAGCGCGUCAAGCCGAACGAGAGCGCGCGCGAGACGAACCGUCUCGGUAUCGACAAAGCGCACGCCGCGCGUUUCUACGACGACGCACGCAACGAUGACGGCUCGAUGCGCGGCCGUGUCGUGCGCUCUGCCAUCACGGGCGGGGAAAAGAUGGAGUACCCCCCCAUUGAGCCCGAGUACGACAGCGACUCGAGCACCGAAGAGGCCGAGAACCGCAUCGGCAACGUCCCGCUGCAGUGGUACGACGACCUCCCCCAUCUCGGCUACGAUAUCAAUGGCAAGCGCGUCAUGCGCCCCGCGCAGGGCGACGAGCUCGACAAGUUCCUCGACACGGUCGAGGGCGACGGCGAUGCGUGGUUCUCUGCGCACGACAAGCUGGGCGGCAAGGACGUGAAGCUCACCGACGAGGAGCUCGAUAUCAUCCAGCGUCUGCAGCGUGCCGAGAUCCCCCUGGACAAGUACGAUCCCUACGAGCCGGCCACGGACUGGUUCACUGGCAAGGAGCACCAGCUGACGAUGCCGAUGACGGCGCGCCCCGAGCCCAAGAGCCGUUUCGUCCCGUCCAAGUGGGAGCACAAGAAGGUGAUGAAGAUUGUGCGUGCCAUCCGCCAGGGCCGGAUCGUCGCGCACGCGCCGGGCAAGGAGAAGCCCGCGUUCUACAAUAUCUGGAGCGAGAGCGACACGCCGCGCGCCGACCAUGCGAUGCACAUGCCGGCGCCCAAGCUGCCGCUGCCGUCGCACGUCGAGUCGUACAACCCCCCCGAGGAGUACCUCUUCAACGACGAGGAAAAGGCCGAGUGGGAGGCCGCGGACCCCGAGGACCGCAAGCUGUCGUACAUGCCGACCAAGUACGGCGCGCUGCGCCUCGUGCCUGGCUACGAGGCCGCGAUCCAGGAGCGGUUCCAGCGCUGCUUGGACCUGUACCUCGCGCCCCGCGUGCGCCGCAAGCGCCUCGACAUCGAGAACCCCGAGGACCUCUUGCCCAAGCUCCCGUCGCCGCGCGAGCUGCGGCCCUUCCCGACGCACACCGACGUGGUGUACGCGCACGCCGGGCGAGUGCGCACCGCCGCGCCGGAUCCGACCGGCAACUGGCUCCUGACCGGUGCCGAGGACGGCUUCGUGCGCCUGUGGGACACGGCGCUCGGCCGCAGCGUCGCGGCGUGGGACAUGAACGUGGGCGUGGCGAGCGCCGACAAAGGACCGGUAUACAGCGUGCAGUGGUGCCCCACGAAGCAGUACGCGCUCGCGGCGGUGGCGUGCGCGGGCCGCGUGACGCUCCUUGCGCCGCCGCAGUGUGCGCCGCGCGCCGACGGCCCGACGGCCGGGCAGCAGGUCGCGACCGCGGCCUUUGCCACCGUCGCGCCUGCGACCGAGGGGCCGGUGCGCUGGGCGCGGCCGUCCGAGACGGAGCGUGCGUCUGGCGUCUGCGCGCACGUCCACCUUUCCGCCCAGCGCGCGAACAAGACCACGCCGCUCGUCCCGAAGCAGGUGCGCUGGCACGGCCGCGGCGACUACUUUGCGACGGUGUGCCCCGACGCGGGCCCCCAGGCGGUGCUCAUCCACCAGAUCUCCAAGCACCGGUCGCAGGCGCCGUUCAAGCGUGCGCGGCGGCAGAGCAGCGCGGCGUUUGCCGUGCAGUGUGUCGCCUUCCAUCCCUCGCGUCCGCUGCUGUUUGUCGCGACGCAGCGCUACGUGCGCAUCUUUGAUCUCGUGCAGCAGGCUUUGCACAAGACGCUGCAGCCGGGUGUGCGCUGGAUCAGCUCGAUGGACGUGCACCCGAGCGGCGACCACCUGCUCGUCGGCUCGUACGACCGCCGCGUCCUCUGGUUCGACCUGGACCUCUCCGAGCGGCCGUACCGCACGCUGCGCUACCAUACACGCGCGGUGCGCGCGGUGGCGUUCCACCCCCGGUACCCCUUGUUUGCCACCGCGUCGGACGACGGUACCGUGCACGUAUACCACUGCACUGUCUACUCGGACCUGCUGCAGAACGCGCUGAUCGUUCCCCUGAAAGUCCUGCGUGGGCACAAUGUCGUGGAUUCGCUCGGCGUGCUCGAUGCACAGUGGCACCCGACGCUGCCGUGGCUCGUGAGCGCGGCCGCGGACGGCGACGCACGCCUCUGGACUCCGUAG